AUGCAUGGGCACUGCGAAGAGUGGGGGCUCCAAGGGACCCCUCUGCGUGUCAUACUCCCUGCCGUCCCCUCACGAGUGGCGCAGGCAGCGUACACGCCGCUGCACGAGCCGACUCGGCUGAAGGGCGAAGGAGUUUGUGAAGAGAGCACAGAGUCCUCAACAGUGUCCACCUCGACGGAGCCAGAGGCAGUGCGGCCAGCACAGGCAGCUGAGGCAGGCGCUGCAGCAGAGGAGCCUUCUCAGCACGCGCUCGCACAGCAGAGCCCCCCCCACAGCCCCACAGCCACAGUCAAGCUCGGCUUCCAGGGUCCCCAGCUGUCUGCUGCUGCUCCGGUGUCUGCUGCUCCUCAGGUGUCUGCUGCUCCUCAGGUGUCUGCUCCUCCUCAGUUGUCUGCUCCUCCUCAGUUGUCUGCUGCUCCUCAGGUGUCUGCUCCUCCUCAGGUGUCUGCUGCUCCUCAGGUGUCUGCUCCUCCUCAGGUGUCUGCUCCUCCUCAGUUGUCUGCUGCUCCUCAGGUGUCUGCUGCUCCUCAGGUGUCUGCUCCUCCUCAGGUGUCUGCUCCUCCUCAGUUGUCUGCUCCUCCUCAGCUGUCUGCUGCUCCUCAGGUGUCUGCUGCUCCUCAGGUGUCUGCUCCUCCUCAGGUGUCUGCUGCUCCUCAGGUGUCUGCUGCUCCUCAGGUGUCUGCUCCUCCUCAGCUGUCUGCUGCUCCUUGGGCAGAGGGUGAGCGAGCAGGCAGUGCAGGCGAGGUGGGGGAUGGCGGCAAGGGGGCGAGUGAGAGGGCAGAGGGGCAGGUCGGGCGAGUGGAGGAGAGCAGGGCGGUGGAAGCGGAGAGCAUGGGUGGGCUGGCGGGGCACGGUGAGGGGGAGGGGACUGAGGGGGACGGUGAUCGCCAAGGGCAGGGGCAGGCGAGAGAGGGAGGCGAGGGUGGAUGCGCGGGUGGAUGCGCGGGUGGAGGCGCGAGGGCGGAUGAGGAGGUGACAGGGGUGGGUAGGGCAGAGGGCCACGCUGCUCGCGCUACUGUGAUUGUGACAGGCGUGCUUGCUGACAGUAGCCCUGGAAACACGGAGGAUAAGAAGGAGAUAGACAGGGUAGGAAACGAGGAGAGGGAUGGGAGUGUGGAAAGGGAAAGGGAGGAAAGGGAAGGGGAGGAAACGGAAGGGGAGGAGAGAGAUAGCGAGGAGAAAGAUGAGAAAGAGAAGUAUGGGGCGGAGAGGGGUGGGGAGGAGAGUGAUGGGGAGGAGAGUGAUGGGGAGAAGAGAGGAUGGGAGGAGAUUGAAGGAGAAAUGAGAGAAGAGGAGGAGAGCAGAGAAGAGAGAGAAGGGGAGAAGAGGGGAGGGCAUGGGACAGAUGGGGAAAAUAACGACAAGGAGAGAGAAGCUGAUGAGAGUGAAGGGCCAGGGAUGGAAGGAAGGGAAAGAAUGAGGAGCGAAGAGGAAGUGAGAGAUGAUGACGAGAGGGGAGGCACGGAGAAUGAGGAGAUGAGGAGUGACGGGAAGGUCCCGAAGGAGAGUGUAGAGAAGGGGAGGAAAGGGAAGGUGAAUGAUGAAAAGAGGAGGGACAGGGAUGGAGAGGAGAGAAGUCGAGAGAGGCCAGAUGGGAAGGAGCGCGAUUGGAAGGAGAGAGAUCGCAAGAGGGAGCGAAAGGGGAGAGAAAGAAGUCGAGAUUUGAAGGAGAGGGAACGGAAGAGGGGAGAUGGGAAGUACAGAGAAGGGCGGGAGAGAGAAUGGAAGAAGAGGGAAGGUAGGGAGGGAGAAGCGAAGAAGAGGGAAGGUAGGGAGGGAGAAGCGAAGAAGAGGGAAGGUAGGGAGGGAGAAGCGAAGAAGAGGGAAGGUAGGGAGGGAGAAGCAAAGAAGAGGGAAGGAAAGGAGAGCUACGUAGAAAAGUGGAGAUACAAGGAGAGAGAUAGGAAGAGGAGAGAAGGUAAGGAUAGAAGAGGAAAGCAGCGAGACUCGAAGGAACGAGGAGGGAAGGACGAAGAGGGGAAGAGGAGAGAAGGGAAUGAGAGAGAAGGGAAGGAAAGAGAUGGAAAGAGAAGAAAAGGGAAGGAGAGAGAAGGGAAGGAUGGCGGAGGUAAAGAGAAAGGAGUAGAGAAUGAAAGAAAGGAGAGAGAAGAGAUCGAAAUGAAGGAGAAGGAAAGAGGAGGAGAUAGCAAGUUUGGUAAGGCCCAAGAAGGCCACGUGGUGGUGGGCGAGGGAAGCGGGAAGUCAAGUGUGGUGGUGUGGGAGAAAGAUGAGGUGGUGAGCACUGUGCGCGUAAGGAGUGCGGGUGUGGGGUGCAGGGAGCAAGUGGGCGGUGUUGGUGAGAGCAAGGUGGAGCAGCGGGACACAGAGGAGAGGGGCAGGCGAGGUGAGUCCCCAUCGCAGAGGCAGGGGGGUUCUGUGGGGGAGGUGGGAGGGGUGGGCGAGGGCGCACGUGGUGAGGGGGGUGGUGGUGGUGCUUGGUGUGUGAAGAAGGAGUGGGCAUGUGCAACGAACAAGAGUGACUGUGAGAGAGAGAUUGGCGGCAGGAGCAAGAAGGGCGAGGGUGAGAAGAAGGACGAGAGUGAGAAGGAGGGCGGGAGUGAGAAGAAGGGCGAGAGUGAGAAGAAAAGCGAGAGUGAGAAGAAGGGGGAGAGUGAGAAGAACGGCGAGAGUGAGAAGAAGAGCGAGAGUGAGAAGAAGGGAGAGAGUGAGAUGAAGGGUGAGAGUGAGAAGAAGGGUAAGAGUGAGAAGGGUCAGAGUAAGAAGAAUGGUGACCGUGAAAAAAAGGGUGAGAGUGAGAAGGGAGAGAGUGAGAAGAAGGGCAAGAGUGAAAAGAAGGGAGAGAGUGAGAAGAAGGGCGAGAGUGAGAAGGGCGAAUGUGAAAAGGAGGGCGAGAGUGAGAAGAAAAGCGAGAGUGAGAAGAAGGGAGAGAGUGAGAUGAAGGGUGAGAGUGAGAAGAAGGGUAAGAGUGAGAAGGGUGAGAGUAAGAAGAAUGGCGACCGUGAGAAAAGGGGUGAGAGUGAGAAGGGAGAGAGUGAGAAGAAGGGCGAGAGUGAAAAGAAGGGAGAGAGUGAGAAGAAGGGCGAGAGUGAAAAGAAGGGAGAGAGUGAGAAGAAGGGCGAGAGUGAGAAGAAGGGCGAGAGUGAAAAGAAGGGAGAGAGUGAGAAGAAGGGCGAGUGUGAGAAGAAGGGAGAGAGUGAGAAGAAGGGCGAGAGUGAGAAGAAGGGCGAGAGUGAAAAGAAGGGUGAGAGUGAGAAGAAGGGCGAGAGUGAAAAGAAGGGAGAGAGUGAGAAGAAAGGUGAGAGUGAGCCUUGUUUGGAAGAGGGUGGGGUGAUAGUGGAGGUGCACGAGGAGGUGCACGAGGAGGUGGGAGUGGGUGCAGCGGGGAAGGCGUGUGACUUGACUCGCGUGCUGCUGGGUCCCACUGUGUCGCGUCUUGCUGCUGCAUCCGUUGGUGGCGGCAAGGAAGAUUUGAAGGUGGUGGAUGAUUUGAUGCUGCCAGGUGGCGAUGUGAUGCUGUCAGGUGGCGAUGUGAUGCUGCCAGGUGGCGAUGUGAUGCUGCCAGGUGGUGAUGUGAUGCUGGCAGGUGGCAAUGUGAUGCUGCCAGGCGGCGAUGUGAUGCUGCCAGGUGGCGAUGUGAUGCUGGCAGGUGGCGGGGCCACGGCAGCGGAGGAAGAGAGAGGGCAGGCAGUGGAUGCAGAGGAGAAGCAGGUGGAGGGCGGUGAGGAGGAAGAGGGGCAAGGGAGUAAGGGGAGGGAGCAGGUGAGCAUCAAGCAAGAGGGCAGCGGUGAGGGGAGACCAGUGCAGGGGGGGGAGGAGAGGGGAGAGCGCAGGGUAACGGCUGGGAGCUUGGUGGAGAGCGAGGUGGAGGAGGGAGAACGGGAUGAGGAAGUGGUGGGAAGUGGGAAGGUAGGAGGCGGGGGACAGGAGCAGCAGGAGGAGGGGGGGGAGGGGCGGCAGCAGCGGUCAGUGUCGCCGGGCACGCGGGCGCUGAUGUGCGACGAGGAGGACGACCACGGGGACACUCUCUUCGCCGCCACCUCCUCCCCCCUCGCCCACUCCAGCGCCCUCGCCAGCAGCGAUGCCGAUGCUGACCUGGACGAUGAUGUGGCGAGGGGUGAUGUGGCGGAUGAGGGGGCAGAGCAGGGUGGAGGGGAAUGGGGUGCUUGGUGGGAUGGCAGGCGGGUGAGUCGGAAGCGCAGUGCAGAGCUGAUGGAGGGGGGAGGCGCGGGGGAGGGGCAGCGCGGCAUGGGGGCGGGCAUGGGGGCGGGCAUGGGGGCGGGCAUGGGGGCGGGCAUGGGGGUGGGCAUGGGAGCGGGCAGCAGCAGCCCCUCCGCCGCUCUGCCGCGCACCACCAGCGCUGCCCUUGCCGCCCGCCUGCCGCCCUCUGGGUUCUCGCCCUCACCUGGCAAGGCCAGGAGGAGAAGCCUGGGGGGGCAUGGCGCGGGGGGUGGCGGCGGUGUGAGGGGGGGAGAGGAGCAGGUGGAUGGGAGGAGGAGCGUGAGUGCCGGUCAUGCUGCCCAUGCUGCUGCUGCCCAUGCUGCUGCUGCCGCCACUGCUGGCAAUCACCCCUUUGCUGCCGGAGGCGUCUCAGGAGCUGCUGCAGGCGUGGCAGCAGCAGAGGUGGGUGUGAUGGAUGAUCCAAGAGUUGCCAUCCGCCUCGCUGCUGUGCGGUCGGCACUGGCCACAACAAUGGGUCAGGGGAGAGGGGCGUCGGCAGGAGGGGCGAGCAGAGGGAAGGGAGGGGAUCGGAUGCAGGCAGUGCAGCAGAGGGCAGUGCAGCAGAAGGCGGCGGUGGAGAGGGGGCUGCUGGAAUUGCUGGAGGACCACCUUCUGCAGAUCGCCGCCCACAUUGGCGCCCCCGCCUGCUAG
This is a messenger RNA of Closterium sp. Naga37s-1, 4830 nucleotides long. The record is from the annotation of a GenBank genome assembly. Lineage: Eukaryota; Viridiplantae; Streptophyta; Zygnematophyceae; Desmidiales; Closteriaceae.